AUGGAAGAUAAAUACAUUGGGUUAGCUUUAGCUGUUUCAUCAUCGUUAGCUAUUGGAACCUCCUUCAUCAUCACCAAGAAAGGUCUCAUGGACACCUCCCGAAACGGUGGUGCCGUGGAUGGCCAUGAAUACUUACAAAACCCCGUUUGGUGGGCAGGUAUGAUAACUAUGGCUAUUGGUGAGAUUGCUAAUUUUGCUGCUUAUACCUUUGCUCCACCUAUUUUAGUCACUCCCUUAGGUGCAUUGUCAGUAAUCAUCGGUGCUGUGUUGGCAGCCAUCUUUUUAAAGGAAGAAUUGGGUACUUUAGGUAAAAUGGGUUGUGCUAUCUGUUUACUAGGCUCGGUAAUCAUUGUCCUUCAUGCUCCCCCAGAUAAGGAAGUAGAGACCGUCGAUGAGAUCUUAGGCUACGCUGCUCGUCCAGGAUUCUUAUUUUAUUGUUUCGUGGUCACGUGCUACUCCCUAUUCAUGAUCUAUAAGAUCGUACCACAAUACGGCCAUACCAAUCCUAUGAUCUAUAUUUCCAUCUGUUCAUCCGUUGGGUCUAUCUCCGUUAUGUCCAUCAAAGCAUUCGGGAUCGCAUUAAAAUUAACCUUAGGUGGGAAUAAUCAGUUCAGUCACGUGUCGACCUAUCUUUUCAUCAUAGUGGUAGUUAUCUGUAUUUUGACCCAGAUGAAUUACUUCAACAAGGCUUUGGAUCAGUUUGAUACUUCCAUAGUUAACCCCUUGUACUAUGUUACUUUCACCACUUGUACUUUGGUGGCGUCAUUCAUACUAUUCCGUGGAUUUAACACCACUUCAGCUGUUAACAUCAUUUCCUUAUUGAUCGGAUUCUUGAUCAUUUUUUCCGGAGUGUACUUAUUGAACAUUUCUCGUAAGGAUAAUGAAGGGAAGCAAAGAGAGUUGUUUGGUGUCCAUACCGGGAAAGAUUUAGGACCAAUGGAUGGAGGUGUUGGGGGAUUCCAAUCAUUGAGAAGAAGUAUGCAAUUGACUAGAGAGGAUGAAGAAACGGUGGGAUUGAGAAGGUUUGAUAGUUUUGAGUUGAGUGAUGAUGAUCGUAGGUAA
This is a messenger RNA of Yamadazyma jaroonii, 1062 nucleotides long. Lineage: Eukaryota; Fungi; Ascomycota; Pichiomycetes; Serinales; Debaryomycetaceae. The record is from the annotation of a GenBank genome assembly.